This is a messenger RNA of Iphiclides podalirius (scarce swallowtail), 603 nucleotides long. NCBI's taxonomy places the organism in Eukaryota, Metazoa, Arthropoda, Insecta, Lepidoptera, Papilionidae. The record is from the annotation of a GenBank genome assembly.
AUGGGAGUAGCAAGUGCAGGUACCCACCCGCCAUCCGUGCAUUACUCACCGGCUGAGGCAGUUUCCUCUCAAAGCAUCGUGCGCCACGACCAGCCACCAGCUUUAGCCAAAUUGGUGACUGCUCCAGUAGCCAAGUUAACUGUCGCAGCCCCUAUCUCCUACCAGGCUGGCCCUGGCGCAGUGGCCUACCAUAGUGCAACCGCUCCACUUUCAUACCACGCCGCACCAGCUCCCCUGACCUACCACACCGCUCCUGCACCUGCAGUCUACCAAGCUACCCCUGUCCAGUAUGCAGCACCUGUCACUAAGAUCCUCGCCCAACGCGCAGAAGAAAUCUCGCACCCGAAGUACGAGUACUCCUACUCGGUUGCUGACGGUCACACCGGUGACAACAAGUCUCAGCAAGAGUCCCGCGACGGCGAUGUAGUAAAAGGAUCGUACUCUUUCCACGAAGCCGAUGGCUCUAUUAGAACCGUGGAAUACUCCGCUGAUGACCACAAUGGUUUCAACGCAGUAGUGCACAAUACUGCGCCCACGGCCACUCCUGCAAUUCUCAAGGCGCCUGCCUACGCUGCACCGGCAACUGCCUUAUACUACAAGCAC